AUGGCUUACACUCAAUAUGGAGGCGGCUACGAUGAUAAUCAAUACGGUUAUGAUGAGCAACAGCGAGCUCCACCGUCGCAAUAUAAUAUUAGACCAAUGGUUGACCCUGAAGCUGAAGGAGAAGUCGACCCUGAACAAUAUCCGCAGGCAAAAGAAUCAACACACAAAAUUCGUGGUCGAUAUGAUUUUAUUGAAAUGCUGUGUGGUUCAGUGGAUCAAGAAUUGCUAACUGUGAAGACAUUUUACUUCUUCUUCUAUUCAGCUUUUGGAUCACUUUUCCCUCUUAUGGGAGUUUAUUUCAAACAAAUGGGAAUGAAUCCAUUUCAAUGUGGAUUGCUUGUUGGUUCACGUCCAUUUGUUGAGUUUCUAUCAGCUCCGUUUUGGGGAAGUUAUGCUGACAAGUCAAAGAAAGGAAAAUUCUUGUUGCUUGCAUCACUCUCAGCAUGGAUUCUUUUCACUUUGCCUCUAGGAUUCAUUCAACCACCAGCAACAUCGUGCAUUCUACGAGUAAACGAAUCUUACUACGAGUUGAAAACACCUGAAGUUCCAAGAAUUCUAAAGCGUAGUGUUGACAAUUUACAGCCAUUGAUUGAAGGUCAAGAUAUGAAGACAACCGAUCGAGUUCGCCGAGGAGUUCGUCCAAUUACUGAAGCUGGAAUUUCACCCUUGAGCAUUAGUUAUGUUAAUAAUUUCAAUGAGAAAUUGCAAAAAGAUUGGGUUUCGCCGCUUUUCUCAUCAAUUGUCUAUCGAACUGACGAUAUCCAUAAAGCUUUCUUCCUGCUUAUGCUUUUGGUCAUCAUUGGAGAGUUUUUCAGUGCACCUGCAAUUACACUUGCUGACUCUGCAGUUAUUACUUUACUUGGUGAAGAUGCUGAUCGUUACGGUCAUCAGAGAAUGUUUGGAUCAUUAGGUUGGGGCGUUGCAAUGUUUUUCGUUGGCAUUGCUUUGGAUCAUUCAACAGCAUUUCCAGAUCAUCCUUGUGGGCCAGACAAACAAGAAAAGAAUUAUACAAUUUGUUUUGCAACAUUUGCUGUCUCCAUGACUGCUGCGCUUAUUGCUGCUACUCAGAUAAAUUUCAAGUAUCCCGAUCAACCUGAAGAACUUGAAUUUGAAGCUAAGACUAAUGAACCAGUCAUGACAAAGGAAGAUGAAAUGCAAAAUCAACUCGCUGCUCAACUUGGAAUUCCAUCAUUGGCUGGAGGUGCUGGUGCUGCUUCUAUUCCAGCUACAAAGCCACCACCACCUUCCCUAGGCGCUCAGACAAAAAUGUUUGCUCAACGUCUGACUACAGAAACACCAGAAUGGCUUUUAGUCUUUUCUCAGUUCAGCAAAGAUUUGAAGUGCUUGUCAUUCUUGUUCGUAGCUUGGUUCCUUGGAUUUGGCAUUGGUCUUAUCUUCACUUUCUUGUUCUGGCAUCUUCAAGAUUACGGUGGCUCUCCAACUCUCUUCGGUGUUGCUUCUGUCAUCAAUCAUUUGAGUGAAAUCUUUGCUUACUUCUUCAGUUUCCGAUUAAUCACACAAAUUGGUCAUGUUAAGGUUCUCUGCUUGGGUCUUGCUGGAAAUGUUGUGAGAUUUCUUUACAUUUCCUAUCUUCAUAAUCCUUGGUGGGUUCUUCCAUUUGAACUGAUGCAAGGAAUAACUCACGCUGCAUGUUGGGCAGCAAUGGCAAGUUACAUAGCUCACAAUACACCAGCACAUUUGAAAACAUCGGCACAAGGUGUUUUGCAAGGACUUCAUCAUGGUUUAGGACGAGGUUGUGGAGCUGUCAUUGGAGGUCUUUUCGUGACUUAUUUCGGAUCUAAAACAACAUUCAGAGGCUAUGGCGUUAUGUGUAUUUUUGUUCUUGCCGCAUUUGUGUUCAUAAACUUUUACCGAGAUCAGGGAUUCGUUUCUGAUAUUCCAACAACUGAAGAUCCUCAUCAGGUUGCUGAAGAAACAAGCCACUUAGCGCCUCAUGGUGUGCCGUCUAAUCCGAUACCACGUGCUCUUUCUAGUUCCCGCUUGAAUGAAGUUGGAGCGAAUCCAAAUGACAGUUAUGGAACAUAUUCAACUGUUGGUGGAAAUCUUGGCGUUCCAGGCAGUAAUCCAUUUGGAGCUCAACAGCAACAACAGCAACAGCCAUUACAACUACAACAAAACAAUGGAUAUGGUGCUAACUACUAAGUGGCAUCAUAAAUUAAACUUAUCAAAACACUUGCAACAAGUAUUGAAAUUAACUUAAAAACAUGAAAAUUUGAGAGCAUGGAUCGAUUUUCUCUUAUUUAAGUGUCUAAAUCAACCAAUCUACGCUUAAUUGAGUUCAGUUAAGUUUAUAUGUAUUUACUAUUUAAUACUUAUCACCGAAUUCAAGCAAUUUAAGUUUAAAAUAUUUCUAUAUAAUCACUUAAGUAGAUUUCAUUUCCACUUGCGUCAAAAUUUGUGAUAUUUUCACUAAAUAAUCCUUUUAAAUGAAAAGUGAUCGCAAAUGAUUAUAAGUAGAGGAAAUGAAAAAAAAACUUUUAUUAUUAUAGUUGAAAUUGUUAGAUUAAAACUUUUAAAGCUUAUUGGCACAAUCUUAUCAAAAACUUAAUAGAAAUUUUGGGAAAACUUCUUAUCAAAAUUUGUGCGAUGACAAACAUUUCUUCUGAAGCAAUAAGAUUUUU
Clunio marinus is the source of this 2642-nucleotide messenger RNA. NCBI's taxonomy places the organism in Eukaryota, Metazoa, Arthropoda, Insecta, Diptera, Chironomidae. The record is from the annotation of a GenBank genome assembly.